This is a messenger RNA of Pogona vitticeps (central bearded dragon), 2092 nucleotides long. Lineage: Eukaryota; Metazoa; Chordata; Lepidosauria; Squamata; Agamidae. The record is from RefSeq and is a predicted model, not a curated record.
UGGUUUGCGAGGAGACUCGCUGGCGCCAUGGGUGUGCAAAAGCUUCCAAGUCACACAGAGGCACGCUGCAGGAGAAAGGGCCGAGGGGUUUCCCGAGAGCAACGCUCGUUCUCCAUGCCUCGGAAAGCAUCUCCCGGAGGACGUGCGAGCUGAGGAGGCCAGGGACCCCAGUUGGCUCAACGAACCUCCCCAAGUCUGGCGUCUUCAAGUUGAGGGAGACGAACACGAGCGCACUUGAGACGCUCCGUUUCCGCUUUCCUGUCCCGAACAGCAAUUCUCGUUAGCUCUGUUGUUCUUGCCUGAAGUCCUGUGCCCAGUUUUGUUUGUGUUGAGAAAAUGUUUCUUCUCAGAUUCGGGUUGAUACCUAGCUAGGAGAAAGAGCCCGGUGUGAGAUGGAAGCCUGCCCAUUACUCUCUUGGGAAGCCUCCUGAAUCAAGACUGGUCUCUGUACGGGGAGCGCAGCUUCCAUCCGAGGUCGCAGUGGGGAAAAUGAGGAGCAAUGCCCAGUGGCAUCUGGAGAGCUGCAGCUUGCUCUCUCUCUCUCUCUGGCCAGGAAGGCAUACAGUAGGAUCCCUGUAUCCGUGCGUGAUCCCUUCCAAGCCCUUCCAGCGGAUGCUGAAAAACGUGGAUUAGGGUGAACCCGAUUCGGGUAGUGAAUGCUAGCCUCUAGUUCCCUCUAGUGACCAGUUCUGGUAAUCACAUCAUGGACAUGUAUAUUUUAGGGAUUCUUCUUUUGAUAUUUUCAGGCUGUGGAUAAUUGAAUCCCAUGGCUAAGGGGAUCCUACUGUAUUUUAUAGCAUCCCCCCCUUUUAAUUUUGCUGGGAAUGUUUGAGCAUUUGGGCGAUGCCUGGAGUCAACAAUGGUGUUGUUUCCUGUUUUCCAGCUCUUUCUGCCAUGCUUCUGUCCUUUGGCGCCCGGAGCCCACGGCAUGUGGUUCCUCGCGCUGCUCUCUGGGCGAGGUCUCCGUUUCUUGGCGAGCAUGUCAGGCACCACGUCCGGCCUGCCAGCUGCAACCCUUUGGCCUCUUUGGCCGGUCAAACAAUCUCCCGACCAGCUCCCCACGAAGGGACCGUUUGCGGCUUCAUCGGCCCAGCAGCCGAGAGGGUCCUUCUUGGAGCGAGAAGAGCUUCGUGUCCUGGUGGAAUGAGGGACCAUCCGCCUAGCCGGCGGCCUUACUCGCAGGGAAACGUGCAAAAUCCUGGUCCCGCGCCAAAGAUCCCACUGAAGACACGCCUCCUCAUCACGGCCGUCCUCGGGGGUGGGAUCCUGGCCUUUUGGCUGUACCUCCGGGCCGAGAAGGAGCACCAGAAGAAGCUGAGGCGGAUCGAGGACCUGCGGAAGCUGGCCCUCGGCCAGGGGAACUUCCAGCUGGUGGACCACACGGGGCGGCCCUGCACGAAGGCCGACCUGAAGGGCCAGUGGGUGCUGCUCUAUUUCGGCUUCACCCACUGCCCGGACAUCUGCCCCGAGGAGGUGGAGAAGAUGGUGAACGUGGUGGAUCUCCUGGACCGAGAGCCCGGCCUGCCUCGGGUCCAGCCCGUCUUCAUCACGGUGGACCCCGAGCGUGACGACGUGGCGGCGGUGGCCAAAUACGUGAAGGAGUUCCACCCGCGGCUACUGGGGCUGACUGGCAGCCCGGACCAGGUGCGGGAGGCCGGGCGCGCCUUCCGGGUCUACUACAGCGCCGGGCCCAGAGACCAGGACGACGACUACAUUGUCGACCACACGGUGAUCAUCUACCUGAUCAACCCGGACGGACUCCUCAUGGACUUUUACCAGCGCAGCAAGUCAGACGCAAAGAUGGCGCAGAGCGUUAAGAAGCACAUGGAGACCUACCGGAGCAUCUUCAGCUGAGAUGCGCCUGGUUCCCACUGAUCUAUGGGGUCCUUGCACCCUCUCACUCCUUUUGGGUCCUGCUCUUUUGAGGGAGCGCAUACUUUAUACUGAGGGGCUUUUUUGUGUGUAUGUGUGUGUGUGUGGGUUCCGGAGGUUAUGUGCUUCAGUAAGAUGAAUCGGUAUGAUGUGCACUAUGUCUAUUUUCCUUUUAAGUUUUUUUUUUUAAGAAGAAAAAGAAUGUGUAUUUUUCGGUUUG